Molecule: messenger RNA, 2526 nt
Organism: Xiphias gladius (swordfish)
Lineage: Eukaryota; Metazoa; Chordata; Actinopteri; Istiophoriformes; Xiphiidae
Product: extracellular calcium-sensing receptor-like
Exons: 9
Coding region: 16-2526 (836 amino acids)
Biological process (GO): G protein-coupled receptor signaling pathway
Cellular component (GO): membrane
Molecular function (GO): G protein-coupled receptor activity
Source: RefSeq, a predicted model, not a curated record
UUUUAUCUAAAUGGGAUGCACAAGCCAGGUGAUGUGAUUCUGGGUGGGUUGUUUGAAGUUCACUACACCUCAGUCUUCCCGGAGCUGACGUUCACCUCAGAGCCAAAUCAGCUCAGCUGCCAGGGCUUUGACCCUCCAGGGUUCAGGCAUGCCAUGACCAUGGCCUUUGCUAUUGAUGAGAUCAACAAAAACUCCAACCUGCUACCUAAUGUGACUCUGGGAUACAGUCUGUAUGAUAACUGUGCAACACUUGUAAUUGGAUUCAGUGCUGCAUUGUCACUGGCCAGUGGUCGAGAGGAGCAGUUUCUGCUUCAGGAGACCUGUUUGGGGACCCCUCCAGUUGUGGGGAUUGUGGGUGAUUCCUUCUCAACCUUUUCUAUCGCCACCUCUGAUGUGAUAGGUUUAUUAAAAUUGCCUAUUGUGAGUUACUUUGCCACAUGUUCCUGCCUGAGUGAUCGCCAAAGGUUUCCAUCCUUCUUUAGAACAAUACCAAGUGAUGCUUUCCAGGUGCGUGCCAUGAUUCAGAUACUAAAACGCUUUGGCUGGACGUGGGCAGGUCUUCUGGUCAGUGAUGAUGACUAUGGACUUCAUGUUACCCGAUCCUUCCAAUCUGACUUUGUUCAGUCUGGUGGAGGUUGUCUGGCCUACACAGAGAUAUUGCCCUGGGGUGACAACCCAGCUGAACUAAGGAGGAUUGUGGAAGUGAUGAAGAAAUCCACAGCUCGUGUGGUCAUUGUGUUUGCACAUCAGAUCCACAUGAUCCAACUAAUGGAAGAGGUGGUGAGGCAGAAUGUGACAGGCCUGCAGUGGAUGGCCAGUGAAGCCUGGACAGCAGCUGCUGUGCUCCAGACCCCCCACCUCAUGCCGUACCUGGGUGGAACACUGGGCAUUGCCAUCCGUCGAGGAGAAAUACCAGGGCUCAGGGAUUUUCUGAUAAGAAUACGUCCUGACCUACAUGACAACAAUAUUGAUGGAAAUAGCAUGGUGAGGCAGUUUUGGGAAUACACAUUUCAGUGUAGAUUUGCCACAGCUCCAGCAGGUUGGAUGGAAGCUGACGGAGCAAUAUGCACUGGAGAUGAAGACUUAGAGAAUGUGAAGACUGAGUUUUUGGAUGUUUCUAACCUCAGGCCAGAGUACAAUAUUUACAAGGCUGUUUAUGCUAUGGCGUAUGCCCUUGAUGACUUACAGCGCUGCGUGCCAGGGAGAGGGCCUUUCACCGGGCACAGCUGUGCUACUUUGCAAAGACUGGAGCCAUGGCAGCUUGUGUAUUACUUGGAAAAGGUAAACUUCACCACACCAUUUGGUGACCAAGUGUCAUUUGAUGAGAAUGGUGAUGCCUUACCAAUCUAUGAUAUCAUGAACUGGAUGUGGCUCCCUGAUGGAAGAACUAAAGUUCAGAGUGUGGGGGUUGUUAAGAAGUCCCCCGUCAGACGUGAAGAACUUACACUUCAUGAAGAAAAAAUCUUCUGGAACUUUGACUCUAAAAAGCCACCCCGGUCAGUUUGCAGUGAGAGCUGUCCCCCAGGAACCCGCAUUGCCAGAAAGAAGGGGGAACCUGAGUGCUGUUUCGACUGCAUCCCUUGUUCUGACGGAAAGUUCAGCAACGAAUCAGACUCCAUGAAGUGCAUAUCUUGUCCAGAAGAUUUCUGGUCCAGUCCACAUCGUGACCACUGUGUUCCCAAGAAAACAGAGUUCCUCUCCUACCAUGAGCCUCUGGGCAUCUGCUUGACAAUCGCAUCAUUGCUGGGUGCAUUUAUCUGUGCUGUUGUCCUAGGAAUCUUCAUCUAUCAUCGGAGCACACCCAUGGUGCGUGCCAACAACUCAGAACUCAGUUUCCUGCUCUUGGUGUCACUUAAACUAUGUUUCCUGUGUUCACUGUUGUUUAUUGGCCGUCCCAGACUGUGGACAUGCCAGCUGAGACAUGCAGCAUUUGGCAUCAGCUUUGUACUUUGUGUCUCAUGCAUCCUGGUAAAAACAAUGGUGGUUCUGGCUGUGUUCAAGGCCUCCAAACCAGGAGGUGAAGCCAGUCUGAAGUGGUUCGGUGCCGUGCAGCAGAGAGGGACAGUUAUGGUUCUUACUUCUAUUCAGGCGGCAAUCUGCACUGCCUGGCUUGUCUCCUCAUCACCAGGGCCUCAUAAAAACACUCAGUACCACAAUGAUAAGAUAGUUUAUGAGUGUAUAAUUGGUUCAACAAUUGGUUUUGCAGUGUUACUGGGCUACAUCGGCUUACUGGCUGUCCUUAGCUUCCUGUUAGCAUUUCUAGCAAGGAAUCUUCCAGACAACUUCAAUGAGGCCAAACUCAUCACUUUCAGCAUGCUGAUCUUCUGUGCUGUGUGGGUGGCCUUUAUCCCUGCUUAUGUCAACUCUCCAGGCAAAUAUGCAGAUGCAGUGGAGGUCUUUGCCAUCCUGGCCUCCAGUUUUGGCCUCUUGGUGGCACUGUUUGGACCCAAAUGUUACAUAAUCCUGAUGAGACCAGAAAGGAACACGAAGAAAGCUAUCAUGGGUCGAGGCAUCACCAAAUCAUAA